Akanthomyces muscarius is the source of this 1614-nucleotide messenger RNA. RefSeq lists its product as uncharacterized. Gene Ontology annotation, molecular function: ATP binding; protein serine/threonine kinase activity. The record is from RefSeq and is a predicted model, not a curated record. The coding region runs from base 1 to 1614 and encodes 537 amino acids. NCBI's taxonomy places the organism in Eukaryota, Fungi, Ascomycota, Sordariomycetes, Hypocreales, Cordycipitaceae. Gene Ontology annotation, biological process: protein phosphorylation; intracellular signal transduction. The transcript is spliced from 3 exons.
AUGUCACAACUAGACCCCCUGCCCAGCGACCUACCGUUUCGCAUCGUCUCCAAGACGGUAGGCCGCGGUGCCUAUGCCUCCAUAAAAAAAGCCGUCCCCCUCGACGCCCCGACGCCCGUCUUCGCCGUCAAGCUCAUUCAUAAGGGCUACGCCGUCAAGCAUGGCCGCAUCUCGGCCAAGCAGCUCGCCAUGGAGGUGUCGCUGCACUCGCACAUCGGCCAGCACCCCAACGUCAUCGAGUGGUUCGCGUCCGGCGAGGACCCGACCUGGCGCUGGAUCGCCAUGGAGUAUGCCGAGGGCGGCGACCUCUUUGACAAGAUCGAGGCCGACGUCGGCGUCCGCCAGGACAUUGCCCAGGUCUACUUCCUCCAGCUCGUCGGCGGCGUCAGCUUCAUGCACUCCAAGGGCGUCGCCCACCGCGACCUCAAGCCCGAGAACGUGCUGCUCUCGCAGGACGGUAACCUCAAGCUCGCCGACUUUGGCAUGGCCACCAUGUUCGAGUACAAGGGCCAGCGCAAGCUCAGCGCGACGCUCUGCGGCAGCCCGCCGUACAUUGCGCCCGAGAUCCUCGCCUGCGGGAGGACGGACAAGAAGUCGCCCAGCACUGCGGCGGGCAAGUACUCGCCGGACCUGGUCGAUGUCUGGUCCUGCGGCGUGGUGCUCUUUGUGCUGCUCGUCGGCAACACGCCCUGGGACGAGCCGUCGUCCAACAGCUGGGAGUUUACGGAAUACGUCAAGUCGGGCGGACACAGCACGGAUGCGUUGUGGGAGCGCGUGCCUCCGGAAGCCUUGUCGUUACUACGGGGUAUGAUGUGUGUAGAUACAGAGAAGCGCUUCAGCUUCGCCCAGGUCCGCCAGCAUCCCUGGUACACGCGGCACAACCCGCUGCUCACGACCGACGGCCGCGUGGCCGACCCCAUCAACCUCGCGACGCAGAUGCUCGAGAACCUGCGCAUCGACUUUACAAAGCAGCCGCACCCUUCCCAAGGCCAGUCGUCCAUGUCGGACGACAUGGACAUUGACUCGGGCAUGAACGCGGGCCGCUUCGCCGCCACGCAGCCCGACGUGCCCAUUGCCGACACCGACUGGGACUUUGAGCGUCCCGCCCUCCGAUCCAUGGCCGCGCCGUCCGCCUCGCUGCCGCCGCGCGUUGCCGACGACGGCCGCCGCAUGAUGCUCGAGACGCUGGUCGACGAGCCGUCCAUGUCGCAAUUCUCCCAGGCGCCCGGCCCCUCCAUGACGCUGACGCAGCAGGCGCGGCAGUUCCGCGACAUCUGCCCGGCCGAGUCGCUGACGCGCUUCUUCUCCCACGUGCCGCCGGCGCACCUCGUCCAGAUGCUCAGCGACGCGCUGCACCAGCUCAACGUGCCGCUGGCGCCCGUGACGCCCAACCUCUACGCGUACGCGGUGGCGACCAUCAAGGUCCGCGCCGUCGACGGCCGCAACCAGAGCCUGCACGGCGAGAUUCAGGUCCACAGGCAGGCGCUGCCGGACGGGAGCGAGGUGCUCGACGUGCGCUUCACCAAGGUCAAGGGCGACCCGCUCGAGUGGCGCCGCUUCUUCAAGAAGAUUGUCGUGCUCUGCAAGGACGGCGUAUAUGUGCCGGAUGCUUAG